This is a messenger RNA of Rhipicephalus microplus (southern cattle tick), 1900 nucleotides long. It is a transcript of the gene Ktl, whose product is annotated as BTB/POZ domain-containing protein Ktl. The record is from RefSeq and is a predicted model, not a curated record. Gene Ontology annotation, biological process: protein homooligomerization. NCBI's taxonomy places the organism in Eukaryota, Metazoa, Arthropoda, Arachnida, Ixodida, Ixodidae. Gene Ontology annotation, molecular function: protein binding.
GCGCGGUGAAACGGCCCAGCGAGCAGCGCGACAACAGCUGGCCACGACAGCUGCAACAAUGUCUUCGUCCUCAGCGGUCGUCGAUCUGAACGUGGGCGGCACCGCGUACAGCGCGUCGCGCGAGACCCUGUCCCGCUGCCCCGUGCUCGGCGAGCUGCUCGACAGCGGCCCUCGUGACUCGCAGGGCCGUGUCUUCGUUGACAGGGACGGUGCUCUGUUCCGCUUCAUCCUGGACUUCCUUCGGUCGGGCCGCCUGCUGCUGCCCGAGGAGUUCCGCGAACUGGCAAGGCUCAAGGCCGAGGCCAAGCACUUCCGCCUCGAUGCCCUGGUCACCUGCCUGUCGGCCACGUCGGAUGUGCCACCGCCGUUCCCGGGCCAGCCGGGCUACAUCACGCUCGGCUACCGUGGGACGUUCGCGUUCGGCCGCGACGGCCUGGCGGACGUCAAGUUCCGCAAGCUGACGCGCAUCCUCAUUUGCGGCAAGGUGACCAUGUGCCGCGAAGUGUUCGGCGACACGCUGAACGAGUCGCGCGAUCCCGACCGCGGCCAGGACGACCGGUACACGUCGCGCUUCUUCCUCAAGCACAACUCCCUGGAGCAGGCGUUCGACUGCCUCCAGGAGUCGCGGUUCCGCUGCGUGUGCGCCUGCGGCACCAGCACCUCGUGCGGGGGCGGGAACGAGCCGCUCAAGCCGGGCGUCGACUCCGAGGAGAACCGCUGGAACCACUACAAUGAGUUUGUGUUUGUGCGCCCCUAAGGAACACUGGAGGGAGAGAGUGUGUCCAGGAGCGAAGGCGUUCUGCGCAGUUGGGUCACAGUGACGGCGCCGGCCGAUUUCCCGACCAACGGAGCAUAUCAUUUGUCUUUUAGAGACAGUUCCGCCUGUUGCGCCUUUCACGGUCGCCAGCACGUGGUGCAAUGUCGAAUGGUAGCUCUUUCAUUGCUUUAUCGGGUGGAUACUACUCCGUCGAACACGAUAUUUUAUUGUCUCUGGUUCCAACAAAUUGGUGGUUGAUCGAGUGAUUCGUGUUAGUGGUGCAACCAGUAUCCAUGUGAACGAGCUGUCUUUUGAACGACCUAACUCUCAUGCUGAUCUUUCUAACAGGAGAGCUAAUGUUAUCUUGAAUACUCUAGCACAGAAACGCAAUCCGUGGCUGCGCCGCUGAUCAGCGCAUCGAUUGCUUUUAAUUAGGAGUCUCUCUUAAAGUUGCGGUUGUGGUAGCUUCGACAAAACGAACGUUGUUUACGGAACCAGUGGCUUUCUAGUAAAUUCAUUUGCGAAGUUUAUCAGUAGAGUAGAACGACCAUGGUAGAUGUUUCUGUGCAAGCGUACCGCUGCCACAAUGGAUUCGUGCGGCGUGAUUCAACUGGAGGAGUACGAACAAGCGAUGCGUGGUCAGAGUAUUCCUCGGAGAUUAGCUGUGGCCAAAUGUAUUAUAGUGUGGAUUUUAGUCGGCUUCCAGCUGACGUACGGAGACCAGGUACACCAUGUAUAAUAUUCUGGCAGUUUAUUUUUUGUCAACAUUCUGGUCGAAGUACCACAGCCAGAAACAAAGUUCACAAAUCCUACGCCUUUGUCAGAAAUUUGAAGCCUUUUCUACCCAAUAUCUGAUGUAAAAUAGCUCUUAAUGCUGUCAAACUUGCAGAUGAUUAAGUAUCAGCUUUUCCAAAGUUGAGUUGGAAUCGGGUGUGUUUUUUUCUACAAGGUCUAUGGCUUAUGUGUUUUCUAGUGGCCCUGAGCAGUUACGAUGAUGUCAACACGAACACUCGUUCUGGUACACUGUGCACAAUCACGAUGGUUGUAUUUCAUUCACAACUAACGUUACUUGCGAAUCAUUACAGUUGUUCUCUUUAUCCACGUAUUCGCAAAAAGAGUUUCUUUCUCGUGAAAAGAGUUCAC